AUGGGCAAGGAAAAGGGACAUAUUAACAUUGUUGUUAUCGGUCACGUCGAUUCUGGUAAGUCUACCACUACCGGUCACUUGAUUUACAAGUGUGGUGGUAUCGACAAGCGUACCAUUGAAAAGUUCGAGAAGGAAGCCACCGAAUUGGGUAAGGGUUCCUUCAAGUACGCCUGGGUUUUGGACAAGCUCAAGGCUGAACGUGAACGUGGUAUCACCAUCGACAUUGCCCUCUGGAAGUUCGAAACUCCUAAGUACUAUGUUACCGUUAUUGAUGCUCCCGGUCACCGUGACUUCAUCAAGAACAUGAUUACUGGUACUUCUCAAGCUGACUGCGCCAUUCUCAUUAUUGGUGGUGGUACUGGUGAAUUCGAAGCUGGUAUCUCCAAGGACGGUCAAACUCGUGAGCACGCUUUGCUUGCCUACACUUUGGGUGUCAAGCAACUCAUUGUUGCCGUCAACAAGAUGGACUCCGUCAACUACUCUCAAGCUCGUUUUGAGGAAAUUAUCAAGGAGACUUCCAACUUCGUCAAGAAGGUUGGUUUCAACCCCAAGACCGUUCCUUUCGUCCCCGUCUCUGGUUUCCAAGGUGAUAACAUGAUUGAGCCUACCACCAACAUGACCUGGUACCAAGGCUGGCAAAAGGAGACUAAGGCUGGUGUCGUCAAGGGUAAGACUCUUUUGGAAGCCAUUGACGCCAUCGAGCCCCCUGCACGUCCCGUCGAGAAGCCCCUCCGUCUUCCUCUUCAAGAUGUCUACAAGAUCGGUGGUAUUGGCACAGUCCCCGUCGGUCGUGUCGAAACCGGUACUAUCAAGCCCGGUAUGAUUGUCACCUUCGCUCCUUCUGGUGUCACCACUGAGGUUAAGUCCGUCGAAAUGCACCACGAAUCUCUUGAAGCUGGUCUCCCCGGUGACAACGUUGGUUUCAACGUCAAGAACGUUUCCGUCAAGGACAUCCGUCGUGGUAACGUUGCUGGUGACUCUAAGAAUGACCCCCCUAUGGGCUGUGCUAACUUCACCGCUCAAGUCAUCAUUCUUAACCACCCCGGUCAA
Schizosaccharomyces cryophilus OY26 is the source of this 1050-nucleotide messenger RNA. RefSeq names its product translation elongation factor 1-alpha. Gene Ontology annotation, biological process: translational elongation; translation. The record is from RefSeq and is a predicted model, not a curated record. The transcript has a single exon. Gene Ontology annotation, molecular function: GTPase activity; translation elongation factor activity; GTP binding. The annotation marks the transcript as partial. NCBI's taxonomy places the organism in Eukaryota, Fungi, Ascomycota, Schizosaccharomycetes, Schizosaccharomycetales, Schizosaccharomycetaceae.